Chinchilla lanigera (long-tailed chinchilla) is the source of this 1806-nucleotide messenger RNA. RefSeq names its product transcription factor 19 (gene Tcf19). Gene Ontology annotation, cellular component: nucleus. Bases 602 to 1399 code for a protein of 265 amino acids. The record is from RefSeq and is a predicted model, not a curated record. NCBI's taxonomy places the organism in Eukaryota, Metazoa, Chordata, Mammalia, Rodentia, Chinchillidae. Gene Ontology annotation, biological process: regulation of gene expression. Gene Ontology annotation, molecular function: protein binding. The transcript has 4 exons.
CUCUGACGACUCCUCCCCACUGCUGGAACCCGGGAAAACCUGUGAGCCAAUCACAAAAGGCGAAAGGCGGGCGCUGGGAGAGGAACCCACUCAGAUCGUCGCCCAAUAGAGUGGAGGAGGGUGAACGAGGAGGCCAAUCGGAAACGGCACGGGGCGGGCUCAUUGGACCCGGGAAUUCCGAAGGAGGGGUCGUUGCUGCCCGCGCGCGGUGGCCGCGCCCCUCCCUGCCGCGGCUUCCUGGCUGUCAAACUCCGGAGUGCGCCCGCGCCGGCCGACCCCGAAGGGCCGCCCUGGACCGAAGACCAUAGACCGCACGGCAGAGAUUGGAUGCUUGGGGCCGAGGACCCAGCUCGGCCGAGGCGCCGCAGGACGCGCCCCUGUUGCUGCACUGCACCUAGACCUUCUCAGAUUUUUAAGAUCGCCAGUCUGCUGAAAAGCCAGUUUUGCAUCGAAUUUGCCCUGCUUGGCUGUGUGCUCGAAGCCGAAAUUACACCCGGCGCACCCCGCCUUCAGCGGACUGACUUGGGCGAGCGAAGCCUGCCCAGGCUCGGCCCGGGAUGAACCCCUAAGUGGAAGAGGUGCUGCGGGGGAGGCGCUGCCCAUGCUGCCCUGCUUCCAGCUGCUGCGAAUAGGGGGCGGCAGGGGCGGGGAUCUCUACACCUUCCACCCGCCCACCGGGGCUGGCUGCACCUACCGCUUGGGCCGCAGGGCGGACCUGUGCGAUGUGGCCCUGCGGCCCCAGCAGGAGCCUGGCCUCAUCUCUGGGGUCCACGCCGAGCUGCAUGCUGAGCGCCGGGGUGAUGACUGGAGGGUCAGCCUGGAGGACCACAGCAGCCAAGGGACUUUGGUCAAUAAUGUCCGGCUCCCGAGGGGCCACAGGCUGGAGCUGAGUGACGGUGACCUCCUGACCUUUGGCCCGGAAGAGCCCCCAGGUUCCAGCCCCUCGGAGUUCUACUUCAUGUUCCAACAAGUCCGGGUCAAACCUCAGGACUUUGCUGCCAUCACCACCCCGCGGUCAGGAGAAGCUGGGGCUGGGGCUGGUUUCCGGCCCAUGCUGCCCUCCCAGGGGGCCCCACAGCGGCCCCUCAGCACGCUGUCCCCUGCCCCUAAGGCCACGCUGAUCCUCAACUCCAUCGGCAGCCUCAGCAAGCUCCGGCCCCAGCCCCUCACCUUCUCCCGGGGUGGGGGUGGGCCCCAGCGCCUGCCCGUUCCCACCCCACCCCGGGAAGGGGCCCCCACGCCCGGCCCACCCCCAAGAAACCGGAGGAAAUCAGCUCACCGAGUGCUGGCAGAGCUGGAUGACGAAAGCGAGGCUCCCCAGAGCCCCCCAGUGCUUCCAGAGCCCAGGAAGAAGCUCCGUGUGGAGAAGGCCCCACUGACACCCGGAGGGAGGGAAUGAUGCCAAGAUGUUGCUAUGGAUACUGAUUCAGAGCCUGGAGCAGGCCCUGGUGGCCGAGGGGACAGAAGCGAACUUCCUGCCAAAGAAAGAGCUGCCUCCAGAAGUUGCCAGGAGCUAGAAUGUCACUGUUAUGGGGUGCAAGGCCUCGUCGCCAUGGACACCAGAGUAUCUUGCAGCACUCAGCAAUUGCAGAAGCCGUGCCUGGGGAGGAGUGCGAGCUCUUAAUGCUGUCGAAUGGUGCCACCUAAGGUGCUCUGGGAAACCCCGGCUCCCAGUGUCUCCCAAGGUCCUUAUGCUGGCUAAUCCUGCCCCCGACCAGGACCUCUGUGCCCUGGAGCUGGUUCCUGGCCUAUGCUUCCCAGAGCUUUGCUUUUACUUCCAAAUAAAGAACAAGCAGCUUUACCCAC